GAAAAGAAGGAUUAAGAAAUCUCUCUCAGAGGCUGCUUCGGAGAAAACCUGAUUUUUUCUCUUCCCUCACUCGAGACAGAUGAAGAGCCACCGAUGGAAAUGCAGAGGCUCUUAGAGAAUGCCAAGGAAAUAGAGACGACAACGAAAUCUCUGAUAGAGAAGCACGCCCUGAUAUCCCACAACGAUGGAUUCGUUGUUAAGGGGAAAUUACCAGAUGCCAUUAGGCCAAGAGACUUCUGCUACGGUGCCCUCCUCCUCCAGUCAGACAGGGACAAGUCAAUCCGUGACAUUGCGGUUCGUGUGCCGGGAUUGAACGAGCGAGAUUUUAUUUGCAAGCACUGCAACCUGCGCGUCGGAUCAUACGGGGCUUUACGCGCCUUCGACGACGAAAUAAGCCUCUCUAGAAAUCUUCUGCCCCAAUCGCACUUAACCGUAUGCGCUUCUCUAAGGGAGCUAUCGGCUUUCUACAAAUGCUUAGCUUGUUUUAAACGCAACAAACAAGUUGAUUUCGCAACCGCAGAGGGCUACGAAAAACAUAUUGUGACUGAGCAUCCGAAGCUGACAGAUUUUCAUAUUCCUCAGGAAACUGAGACUAAAUUAAGCGCUCAGCGGGAGCUCGAGAAUCUUCGCCGCAGGCCCAAUACCAUCACCACCCCAUCAACGUCGGAACCUCGAAAGUCCUCGGUAGUGCUAGACUCCCCUGUGAGUGAAGUAAGCACUGAACAAGGUUGGAAACCCCUGCAAGGCGCUGCGGCCGACAGCGGAAUCAUACAAUCUACCCCAAGAUUCGCAAGCCACACUGCCGUAGAAGAGGAAAGGAACCAGAAUCCGGGUGGUGUUGAAGAAGUCUCGGCUUCUCAAAGCUCUUACUUUUCUCUCACAGGUAGCAAUACCUUUGAACGCGAUUUCUAUUCGAGGUCUUCAGAACAGGAUUCAUUUCCGAGCCCUAUCAUACCGGCCCUUCAGACAAAUGCCAUAACUACAUCGUCCGAAACCAAAGAAACCACCCCCGUCACAACUGGAAUGAUGCACGAUCCCGGCCCGCCACGCGAACUCGAUGGCCAAGAAGUCUUACCACCUUACCAACCUGCUGAAUGGAGCCUUCACGAGAUGCCAGACAAUAGCACCCAAAACCUCGCCAGCUCAUCAAGGCCAUCCACUGACCCUUUCGUAGCGCCAGCCCCACCAGUUGAGCUAUCAGCUCAGCAACCGCCUCCAUUGCGAGCACCUCCGCCACCACCGCCGAAACCUGGAAGUCCCUACGCUCAGAAUCAGGAGGCCAUACUGGUGCCCGGCAUGCAGAGGAUCCAACGGAAACCGAUGCAGAGCCGCAAUGUAACCCCAAAUCAUUCUGCGGCGCAUUCUCCUCGCUCACAUAGCCCGUCGGUGUUUCCGCCGACACAAGAAAAUGCCCAAUCGGGGAUAUUGGGUGAGUCGGGAACGACGCAUCAGUUGAGGGGACUGCCAGGGGCCUUUACAUCUUGAAUAUGUAGACUACUUUGGCUAUAAGCCGUCAUCCAAAGAGAGACCGAAUAAAACGAACCAGAAUUCUUCCUUGUAGCAAUG
Lindgomyces ingoldianus is the source of this 1566-nucleotide messenger RNA. RefSeq lists its product as uncharacterized. The record is from RefSeq and is a predicted model, not a curated record. NCBI's taxonomy places the organism in Eukaryota, Fungi, Ascomycota, Dothideomycetes, Pleosporales, Lindgomycetaceae. The transcript has 2 exons. The coding region runs from base 94 to 1485 and encodes 463 amino acids.